AUGAAAGUAGAUUUUGCAGAUUAACCAACUAAAAGACUCAAAGAGAGUGACAAAAGUAAAAAAAACUAUUUAAGUACCUACGAAUUUUUGAAAUUGAACUCAGACUUGGUUGAACAUGAUUAAGAUGGUUUUAAAAAUAACAAUUACUAUGCAUCCAUUUUGAAGGAUUGUACUUUUAAUUAGCAACAAAAUAAGAAUUAAAGCAUUCCAUAAAAUAUUCAUACGUUAUAAAGCCCUGUUUAGCCUUCUAAUAACUACACUCUUAAUUCACCAACAGAGAUGCCUUUAAAAUAAUAAUAUAGCAAUGAGAAUUUAGGUGGAGACUAUAUAUGUGAAUCAAAUAAAAAUUUUUUUAGCAAAUUACUUAAUGUGAUCGAAUUUGAGAAUAUAGAUAAACAAAUGUUGUAGCCUUAUUGGAGAAAUAAGUUUUUAUUAAUUUUUAUGCUAGUUUCUUUAAUCAUCGCAAAUAUUUUAAAAUUGUUAUUUAAUGAUGAUGAAUUUUUGGAUAACUUAUAUUUAAGAGUAUGCAUCAUUACACUUCUAUCCUUAUUUAUGUUAAUAAGUUUUAUUAUGUUUCAUAUUAAGGACUGCGGCGAUAGCCCAAUCCAAGAUUUAAAUAGAAGUAAAUAGUAAUGCUGUAAUCAAUAAGUUUUUCUGAGAAAAGCUAUGCCUCAAACUAUAAUACUUUCAAUGAGCAUAUUCCUCUUUUAUUGCUACUCUAAAUCUGUACAAUAAAACAUAAUAAAUAUAAGUAGAAAUAAUAGCUGGGAUUCUUAAAUAAAUUUCUAAUUAGAAACGUAUAUGAUUGAAAUAAUACUUCUAUAUUACUAUAUAUGUUCUUACUUCUUGAGUUUCAUAAGUUUGAAAAUGCUUCUUUUAUUAGGCAUCUAAAUUAUAAAUUUUGUGCUUAUUUUAAAAAAUACUACAAUUUCAUUCUACUAUUAUUUCUUAAUAUUUAUCAUUCAGGCAAUUUAUUACUAUGAAAGUGCUGUAAUUUCUACUGAAUUCAAUAGCUAUUCUUGUAGUCUUAAUUGCUAUAGCAAAAGAUAAUAAUUUUUAUCAAACACUUCUAUACCAACGGAAAUCAAAAUUAAUUUAAAAUCACCUCACAUAAUAAAUUCUCCUAAUCUGAUUGCUUAAAAUGAGCAAAGCAGAAAAUUGCUUGGUGGAGAAAAUUAAAAAUUUAAAAAGUUUGAAAUCAAUAAAUAGAAUCAAUAAAACUAAUUUUAAGAUGAAUUUGCUGAAAAUGAUUUUUGUGAUUCACCAUAAAAAUUUUAGCUCAAGCCAAACUAAUAAAAUGAUAAUGAAUAUUAACAAAAAAAUAAACAAGAAUACAAUAUUUUCUAUCAGUAUAACACCAAUUUAGAUUAGAAAAUAAAUUAUGAGUAAAACACAGAAAAUUAAUAAAUUUAAAAUCCCAUAAAACUUAAUGAAAUAGAAUUCAGCAAAUAAAGUUAAAGCGCACAUAUUUAAAUACCUUACUAAAGUUAAAACUUUAAUGAUCGAUAAAAGAACUAUCAAAAUAGUAAAGAAACAAAUAACAAAAAGUCAAAUUAUAUAUAAAGUAAAUAGAGUUACAAAAAAUGCUUAGGAUAGGUAGAUGAACAAAUACAAAAAGAGGGUAAAGGAUAAUAUGGAAAUGAAGAUUUAUAAAGUGAUGGCAGAAUUCAACAAGAAAUAUCCAGUAUUAACUAUUGCAAUUCACCACUUAGUAGAGGAGAUAUUUCCUCAGCGAAUGAAUUGCAAAAAAGUAGUAAUAGUAAUAACACAAGCUAAUAAGCUGCAAAUUCAAUGCUAACCUCAGAGUCAGCUAUUCAAAGCUAAAUCCAUAGAAAUUUCUCAAUUUUUAAAAGGUUGCAAGAUUAAUCUCAUAUUGAGGAAAAAGUCUCUUAAGAAGAUGAAACGAUUAAACACUUUUUUAAAAAAGUAAAUCCUAAUUAAUAAGCAUUCAAUCGAUCUAAUACAAUUUGCAUCCCUUAGUAUAGAUAUAAUUAGUUUUAAAAAUAUCAAAAAGAAAAAAAUAAAUAUAAAAAGAGACCAUUUAGAUAUUACUCUCCAUAGCUUCAAGCAGAAUCUGUAUAAAACACUUUCAAUUUAAGUAUCUCUCUGACAGUUAAUUCAGAUGACACUAAUAAGUUAGCUUCUAAUAAAAAUUAUAAUAAAAGUUGGAAAACGAUGGAUGAAGUCUUUAAUUUAAAUUAGGAAAUUCCUUAAAUAUAACAUGAAGAAAAUAAAGAUUAAAUGAAAAAUAUUUAACUAUUAAAAGAAGAUAAUUAUAAAAAUAAGGCAUAAGAUCAAGCUUAUGGACCAUAAGUGAAUUGUUCUUCCAGCAAGAUCUAAGCUAAAAAAUUGUAUAAUUCAAAAAAGGGUAAAUCGAGUGAGUAUAAAACAGAACAAAUAAGCAGAUUAACCUUACCGCAAUUAACAUUCUAACGAAAUUAAACAACAAGUUAUUCCUAUGCGAAUAAAUAAAAAACAAAGUUAUAUAAAAACAUACUCAAAUACCUGCCUGAGGAAGGAGUGAUUCUUAUAGAUAAAAACCAGAAUAUUCAUUUUGCUAAUAUAUACAUUUAAUACCUUUUCCCAAAAUCAAAUAGUCACUCUCUCUUCAAUGAGCUAGUUUAGUUGAAGAGCAUUGAAACAUUAGAAAAUUAUAAACACUAUUUAGAUGAAAUCAUAUCCCAGAAAUAGCAAAACUAGACAGAAACAAAAAUGAAAAAUUUUAAUCAAAAUUUUAAUAAAGUCCAACUAACUAACUCAAUUAAUCUGUAAACUAUUUAAGACCAAUAAAAUUAUCUACAAUAUAAUCAGCUGUAAGCAUAAAACCAAACCACAUAAGGUGUACAUCCAUUUUAAUCUUAAUAAAAAUACUAAAGCAAAUCAAGCCUCAAAAAUAUUAAUAUAGGCUAAAGUUUUUCUAAUUAAAACAUCAACUUAAAUCAAAAAAUAUUACGAGAAUUAUCUUCAAAUAAUAAUUUACAAUACUAAGUUAAUUAAAAUACUUAGACGUUUCUUUAAUAAUAAACAAGUAACAACAUAAAUCAGAGUUCAAAUCAUAACUUGCCUAUCUAUAGUUUUGGAACUCAUCCUAAUUCUAGUGCAUCUAUUUUUCCAAAUAAUAAGCUUAGCCAAAGUAAUUAUUUCCUAAAAUUAGAUUUAUUCAAAGAUAAAGAGCAGCACUAACAUAGAGAAAAAGAAAUGUACUAUAUGAAAGAAAAAGAAUAACUUUAACAGGCAGAUAAUAUCAUUCGCUGCAAGUCAUUUCGAGAGCAAUUUGAAUAAAUAAUUCAGACUUUUUAAACAUAAGCUUCUUCUUACAAGCAAUAUGGUAUAAUUAACUAAAAUAAAUUUACCUCUCUUUUUUAUCGCUCCCAAAAUCAAUAUAAAUAAGAAAGUAUUGAAGACGUAUAAAUUUUUGAGAUUUAAUUCAUUCCAUGCUACUUAGGAUUUACUGAAGGAGUUAUUGUUACUAUCCGCGAUGUGACUCAUUUUAACCAAAUAAAAGUUUUAAAGGAUAUUAAUGAAAGGAAAUAAAUUAUGUUAAGAAAUGUAAGCCAUGAAUUAAGAUAGCCUCUAAACUGUAUAAUAAGUAUGAUGCAGCUAACAAGAGACAUUUAUUAAGAUGAAACAUUAAUAUAAGAAUAUAUAAAUCCUACUUUAUAUUCAAGUUAAAUUCUUCUUAACCUUCUAAACGAUUUUCUUGAUUUUUCUUAAAUUCAGGCUGGAACUUUUAAGUUAACAAAUGUAUCAUUUAAUAUCAAGAAGCUAUUUGAAAACAUAUUUUAGAUGAUGAAAGCCUAAAUUAAAAUAAGAUAGUUAAAUUUUAUUUUGAAUAUCAUUAAUUAAAACGAAAUUCCUGAAGAAAUUAAAUCUGAUCCAAAUAGAAUACAACAAAUAAUAACUAACCUACUUGGGAAUGCUGUUAAAUUUACUGAAUAAGGAGAUAUUUUGCUAUCAUUAGAAAAACAAUCUCCUUAUCUCUACAAAGUAACAGUUUAAGACUCAGGUAUCGGUAUUACAGAAGAAGGAUAAAAAAAUUUAUUCAAAACUUUUGGAAAAGUAGAUUAAGAAUUUAAAUAAAAUCUUAACCCUCAAGGAGUUGGAUUAGGAUUAAUGAUAUCUAAUAUUCUUGCUAAGUAGCUCUCUCCUAGUGAAAAUCUAGGACUUUAAGUAGAAUCUAAACUUGGACAUGGCACAAAAUUUUUCUUUUUCAUACUAGAUUAAAGUAGUAAUGAAAAAGAAUAGUUAUCUCCUUUUAAUAAACUAAGGAAGACUAAUUCUUUUAAUUAGUAUAACAAUUUGCCAAGCUAUAGGAAACUCAGUUUGAAGAUAAUUGAAAACUCAGACACAAACAGAAACUCUACCCCAGUAAAUUGUGAAGAAAACGACUUCAAUUCUUUAGAAGCUAUUCCUGUUCCUUAUAUAAUGAAUUCUAUAAAACUUACAAAAUUUAAUUAAAAUUUUAUGUCAAAUAAUUCAAUCGAUAGUACUUAAGAAUGUAAUUUUGAUAAGUUAAAAACAUUCACUUAGGGUUUAACUUAAUAAAUUAAUGAAAAUAACAUCUAAAAAAUAGAUUAAAAAAAUUAGAAUAAUAUCAAUUAUUAAAAUGAGAGUUAAAAAUCAAAUUAAAAUUUUAUAAGUUGCAUUAAAAAAGCUUCCAUUUAAUAAGACAAUAAUAUAGAUUCUCCAAUUACGCAUCUUGAUAAAGAAAUAUCAAAAGUGAAAAUUUCUAAAGUUAAAAAAAUACAAAAUUCAUCUUCAUUCUUUACUCAAGGAAUAUUGCUUAGGUAGUAAACAUUAUUUUUACAGUAAGACUUGCUACCAUCUAAGCAAAAGCAAAAGGUAGAAGACUUCGUUAAUUCUCACAAACGAUAAUAAGCUUCUAUAUGUUAAUGUUCGAAUGUUAAAGAAGUUCUUAUAGUUGAUGACAGUGAUUUUAACAUCUAUAUCCUUGAUAAAUACCUCAAAACAUUCUCAAUUGAGGCUGAUACUAGCACAAAUGGACCUGGUUCUGAAAAAAAAGUUAGAGAUAAAAUUGAAAAUGAAAAAUGCGAAUCUUGUAAAGUAUAUAAAAUGAUAUUUAUGGAUUUAAAUUUAGGUACUGCGUGUGGAAUUUAGACAGCAAACAACAUUUAAUAAAUUUAUGAAUCACUUUAAUUACCAUAGCCAGUGAUUAUAGCAUGUACAGGAUUCAUAGAUGAAGCUACUAUUUAGAAGUGCUUAGCUAAUGGAUUUGAUGAUUACUUAGCAAAACCUAUUAUUAAAGAUUAACUAAUUGAAAUACUUUAAAACCAUUUAUUGAAUAAAUGA
Tetrahymena thermophila SB210 is the source of this 5310-nucleotide messenger RNA. Its product is annotated as ATPase, histidine kinase-, DNA gyrase B. Gene Ontology annotation, biological process: phosphorelay signal transduction system. The transcript has 6 exons. NCBI's taxonomy places the organism in Eukaryota, Ciliophora, Oligohymenophorea, Hymenostomatida, Tetrahymenidae. The record is from RefSeq and is a predicted model, not a curated record. Gene Ontology annotation, molecular function: phosphorelay sensor kinase activity.